Molecule: messenger RNA, 1545 nt
Organism: Aspergillus chevalieri
Lineage: Eukaryota; Fungi; Ascomycota; Eurotiomycetes; Eurotiales; Aspergillaceae
Product: DUF5427 domain-containing protein MTC1
Exons: 2
Coding region: 1-1545 (514 amino acids)
Source: RefSeq, a predicted model, not a curated record
AUGCCACCCAAAAACGCAAAGCCAACCAGCGAUGAACUCCUCGCCCAAUUCGAUGACCUGGGCAUCGAUGCCAAGCCCGACGACCAGAAGCCCGCGCCCAAGCCGGCCGCUACCACGUCUACUGGACAGUCUGAGCAAGACAUUCUAGCAGAGCUGGACAACCUAGCUGCCCAACGCCCGAGCAGCGGCCCCGGUACUCCCCGCCUGUCGUCUACGGAACCUCGAUCAUCCACCAGAUCCCCCAGGCCCACGGGUCGCACCAGCGAAGACAAGCCCCCCGUCCGCAAGUCUGGGGAGAGUGGCCGCUCGUCGCGUACGGCGAACCGCAAUGCGGCGCAGUCAUUGUCGAGUACGGAGAAGACUGUGAAUGAGGAAAGUUCGCAGAGUGUUAAUAAUGAUGGCGGUUCUGGUGGUGGAUGGUGGGGAGGUUUCUUUGCAACUGCCAAUGCUGCGGUGAAGCAGGCUGCUUCUCAGGCUGAGGCUGCUGUUAAGGAAAUUCAGCGGAACGAAGAGGCCCAGAGAUGGGCUGAACAGGUGAAGGGGAAUGUUGGGGCAUUGAGGGAGCUGGGUGGUGGACUCCGCGACAUGGCUAUCCCUACGGUAACUUCUCUUAUCCACACGCUUGCGCCUCCGAUCUCGUCCCACGAACAGCUCCAAAUCCAUGUGACCCACGAUCUAUCUGGAUACCCCGUGGUCGACCCUUUGAUUUACUCCGUCUUCUCGCGCGUAAUGGCCCAGGUGGAGGGUGGUGACCUUCUUGUUCUCCAACGUGGACAGGAGUCCGCCCCAAAGCGCGGGCUUGACUUUGGCUAUCAGUCCUCGCCCGCAGGCUGGCGGGACGGUCCUUGGUGGCGCACCGUUACCCCUGGAACCCCGCGCAGCAUCUCCGCCGUGCCAGGCUCUGUCGAAGGCACCAAGCUCGCUCGUGCCAGUGCCGAAUCCUACGGUACUGAAUACUUUGCCGCCAAGGGUGGUAUCGAAGAGGCAGCCAAGCAAGCAACCCAGGUGCUGAGUGAAUCGAACCCCGUCCGCAGCAGUGAUAUCUUCCUGGCCAUCCAGGCGAUCAGCCAGGCUUCCUCGACCGAGCUCUUCCAGGCAGGGCCCACCACCGAAAAAGCAACCCCGCCGGGUGUGGUCGACGUGCCCGAUGCGACUGAAGGAGAGAUCUCCUUUGCGCUAUACCUACACGACCCCAUCCACGGCAUUGCCUUCCACACCGUCUCCCAGGCUAUCCCGCAGAAGUGGGUGGACUGGCUGGACUCUGCGUCUCCGGCCCAGGACCCCAGCGCGGAGGACGCGGAUGCACCUCAGUUUGUAGUCCCCGAGGAUAUCGCAGGGAUCAUUGAGAGCGGUGGUGUCGACCCUCGCGAGUGGGUUUCUGAGUGGAUUGAGGAUACCCUUUCUUUGGCCGUUGGAGUCAUUGCGCAGCGCUACGUUGCGCGCAGAAUGGGUGUUGGCGAAGCCGGUGCAGCCAAGGGUAAGAUGCGCGCAGAGCAAGCGUCCGUUGUCGACAGCAAUGCGGGUGAAGCUGCCAGAGGCCUGUAA